GCGGAAAUAUCGCUCACACAGCCCCCAUUCUCACACACACACGCGCACACACACGCACAGCUGAGCUUCACCUGUCCAGCUGGGACUAUUGUGCUCAGGAAAAAAAAGAGAAGACGCUGACAGCUGACCUGCCACCAUGUUCAGGAAAAAAACCAAGUCCACCGCUAUAACGCAGCCCAAAACGACCACAACCACCACCACGUCGGAGCUGGGCGCGCUCAUCGAGAAGCUGCAGAAGAAUGCCGACAAAGUAGAAAAACUCAUCUACGAUGUUGAGCAGAACCUCAACAAGGACGUGAGUAAGAUCAACGAGGGGAAGCAGCCUCUGUAUCAGGAUGACACCAACAAGAGAAUCCUCAGUGCUCUGGACCUCCUGAGAGGCCUGGACCAGGACGCCGUCGACGCCAAGCGCCUCAACCACCCUCAGGCCGAGAUGAUCGAACAAGACAUGAAGCAACUGCGCGAAAGAGUGAUGAAGCUGAAGGAGGACCAUGACCGCAUCUACCACCUGACCCGCACCGAAGGGAUGCCCAGCAUCAACUGGGGCAACAUGAUGGACGAGAAACUGGACAACCUGAACAAUAAAGGCUUUGGCCAGGACCUGCCGUCGGUGGAAAAUGAGGUGGAGGAGCACAACAUCUUCCACAGUGAGGUGGAGGCUCUGGCUCCUCACAUCUCCAGCAGUGGAGACAAGGAAUAUGUCAGUGGCCUCCAGAUGAAGUACAACAAGCUGCUGGCCAGCUCUAGUGCCCGUCAGCGCAACCUGCUGACGUUGCGAGACUACAUGCAACGCUGCACCAACGAGCUGUACUGGAUGGACCAGCAGGCAGAGGAGAGGAUCAACUACGACUGGAGCGACAUCAACCUGGAUUAUUCUGCCCGCCAGAGGCAGUACGAGAACUUUAUCAGUAAAUGUCUGGAAUCCAAGGAGGCUACAGUCACCAAGCUGAAUGAUGAUGGAGAGAAGCUGGUUCAGGCCGAGCAUCCAGGGAAGAAUGUUAUUGAGGCACAUAUGGAGGCAGUCCAUGCUGACUGGAAGGAGUACCUGAACCUCCUCAUCUGUGAGGAGACCCACCUCAAACACAUGGAUGAAUACCAUAAGUACCACAAGGAGGCCCGAGACACUCAGGACCUGCUGAAGCGGCUCGACACCGAGGUCAACCAGAAGUACAACCCAGACUUCAAAGAUGUUUAUCAGAUGGAGGGACUGAUCUCAGAGCUGGAUGACCAGGCCAAGGCCGUAGAGCAUUUCGAUGAACGGGUGAAGGCCCUCCAGAAGCGCAGCCUGCAGGUUUUGCCUCUGAAGUACCGCAGAGAAACGCCCCAGAAGCUGCUGCCGGUGGAAGCUCUGUGUGAAUACGACACAGACGAGGGGCAGAUUCUGCGUGGGGAGAGGUACACGCUGCUGAGGAACAAUGGAGCCAAAUGGGAUGUGAAAGAUGUGGCCGGGCGGAAGCUCACGGCCCCAGCUGUCUGCUUCAUGAUCCCUCCCACUGACCCAGAGGCAGUGGCCAUCUCCGACAAUCUGGCCUCCCAGCAAAAAGGCAUCAAACAGAAGAUGAUGGGCAGCAGGACGACUCUGCAAAAACGCUUUGAUGAGCUGAAGAGAGAAAGCGGGGCCGGAACUGCUACAGACAAGCAAGAGCAGCAGUGCCGGCAGCUGAUGGCCAGUCUGGAUAAAGUUGUCAGUGACCUGGAUAAACAGGAGAAGGCCAUUUACACCCGAGUACGCCCGCCACUGGAGCAGAACAGGCCACAGAAGGACAGCGUCGACCGCCUGCAGGAUUUGAGGGAUAUUUCUGUAGCUGUUAGCAAGAUUGAACCAGAGAAAUCCUCCAAAGUAGCCGAGGCGAAGAACUUCCUGGUCUCAAACACCAACUGCGCCAGUGCUCCUCAGCUUCACAGCAAAGUGGACGAGGCCAACAAGAAAUACACAAAGGUUGAACAGCUUCUCCAGUGCUCUCAGGAAAAAAUGAAGAAUUCAAGCCAGCUGGAGACUUCCCUUCAAAAUGGAAAGAAUUUACUGUCCUCAUACGAGAACAAGCUGGCAAGGGAGGAGGUGGCUCCUUCGGACAUCACCUCGCUGGAGAAAACCCAGAGAGAGCUUGGAGAUAUCGGAUCAGAUCUGAGGUCCAAGAGGACCGUCGUUGCCGACACAGAGCAGAACCUGCGCCUGGCCAAAGGUAGCUGCGACAGCAUGGCCACCAAAUUUCAGGAGCACUGUCCUGAUAUUGAGAGGCAGGAAGCUGAUGUCCAGAAGCUAAACAAGCGCUUCAACAACCUCAACAGGCAGAUCGACACCAGGUCUCAGAGCUUGCAGAGAGCCAAGAUGGCGUAUAGCAAUUACCGCAAGGAUUAUGACAAUUUGAACAGCUGGCUGUCUAAGGUCCCCAACUACGAGCCCCGUGAAACUGAUGACACCAGACAAGUGGAGACCAAACUGAAAAAUCAGAGGAACUUGCUGUCGGACAUCGCUAGGAAGGAGUCCGACCUGAAUAGCGUCUCCAAAAAUGCGCAACUUUACCAGCAAGCCGUCAAGGAUUAUGAGACUGAGUCUGAAAAGUUCAGGUCUAUUCUUGACCUUGAGGAUGGACUUGUCCCUCAAACCUACAAGAAGAGCAGACUGGAGUCACCUGCAAUGACCGUCAAAGCAGAGGAAGCAGCUAUUGAGGCCAAGUUUACCGAGGUGAAUGCUGUGAACAAGCAAAGGCUGCAGAAUCUUGAAUUUGCCCAAAAUCUUAUGAAGCAGCAAGCUGAGGUCCCCAUGAUACAGUCUACAUCUGUGAAGUCAGUCUUUGCUGCUGCCCCAGGAGAAGAGCCAUGGAGAAUCAGGAAGCAACUUGAAGACGAGGUCCAGAGGAGAGAGCAGCUAGAAAAAGAAAUUGAGACCAUUCAGACUGAUAUUUAUGUCCUGGAAGGCCAAAAACCCCAGGAUACAAUUGUCAAGAAGGAGCUUAUUAAAAAGGUUCCAGACCCCCAGCUGGAGGAGGAAAUCCACAAGGUCCAACAGAAGCUCUCAGAGGAACGUCGCACCACCCAUGUCAUGGAGAAUGACCUGGAGGUCCUAAAGCUAAAGCUCCGUGGUCUUGAGACUGAGGUCCAAGAAGGAGCGCAGCAGUACACAGUGAAGGAGGUCUUGCGCAUAGAAAGAGACCGUGGCCAGGAAGAGGAGAUUCGCAAGCUUCGAGAUGAGCUGGAAGACCUAAGACGACAGAAGAUGAUGAAAGACAAUGAACUGAUUCAGAUCCAAAAGCAGGUGACACUCCUGGCUGAAGAGAAGAACAAAGAACAAGAGGUUAUCACUGAACAGAAAGUGUUAAAAGUGCAGAAUGAUCCCCAGCUGGAAAAAGAGUACCGGGUGCUCCUUGACAGGAAGCAGAAGGAAAUAGAAAGCAGGAAGCAAUUGGAGGACGAGCUGCAUUUUCUUCAGGAUAAACUCCGUAGGCUGGAGAAGGAGAAGGCAAUUGCAGAGGAGAAAAUUUCCAUCAAAGAGGUGCUGAAAGUAGAGAAAGAUGUUACCCUUGAAAGAGAAGUAGAUAACCUCAGAAGGCAGUAUGAGGAUGAGAAGUCCAAGCGAAGAUCAUCCCAGAGGGAAAAGGCUGAUCUCCAAAGGAAAAUUACAAGCCUAGAAGAGGAGAAGUCCAAGGUGGUGGUUCAGGAGAAAGUGCGGGAGAUCGUCCGGCCUGAUCCUAAGGCUGAGAAUGAGGUAGCCAACCUCCGUCUUGAACUGGUUGAGCAACAGAGGCGUUAUAAAGAUGCAGAACUCCAGCUUAAAUCGCUGCAGGAUGAGCUGACCAUGCUAAGGAACAGAGGACCCCAAGUGGAAGUCAAAGAGAUCAUCAAGGAAGUCAUCAAAUAUAAGACUGAUCCACAGACUGAAAGAGAGCUGGAGAGACUCCGCAACGAAAUAGUAGAUAAAACCCACCAGACUCAGAAAUCUGAGAUGGAAAUACGCCAGCUCAAUGAUGAAAUCCAAAGAUGGAAGGAUACUAAACCACAAGUACAGACAAAAGAGGUCGUCAAUGAAGUUCUGCAGUAUAGAGAGGAUCCCAAGACUAAGGAAGAGAUUGAAACCCUUAAAAGAAAGCUGGCUGAGGAACAGAAGAAACGUCUUGAUCUUGAAAGUGAGCGGUCAGCCCAUGAAGAAAAGAUCAGACUAAGAAAAAUGGAUCUGUCUCAGGUCAGAGAGAAAAUUGUCCAGCAAGAGGUGAUUAAGAUGGAAGAAGACCCUCUCCUUAGGUCGGAGUGCGAUAGCUUCUCACAAAACAUCAGCAGUGAACAAAAACAAAAGGAGAACUUGAAAGCCGAGCUGUACCAAUUGCAAAGACAGAUCAGCGACCUGGACCUGCAACUGGAGGAGCUUGAGCGCGAACGCAGAGCCCGGCGUGAUGCCGAACUGGAGAUUCAGCGGCUCCGGAUCCGACUUCAAGAGCUGGAGAUCCGCGACAAAGAGAAUCGUGAAAAGGUGACGGUCAAACAAAAGGUGGUGCUGCAGCAGGACCCUCAGCAGGAGAAGGAACACUCCAUCCUCAGACUGCAGCUGGAUGAAGAACGCCACAAACGGACCUUGCUUGAGAAAGAGAUGAACGCCCUAAUUCAGCAGCAGCACACCCUGGAGAAGAUGCAAGUAAAGGAAAGAGUCGUCCGCACUGAGAAGGUUCAAGUAGAGAGGGACCCAGAGGCUGAAAUUGAGAUUGACCACCUAAAGAGAACUUUGGAAGAAGAGAAAAGAAGAAGGCGCGAUCUUGACCAGGAACUGUCCACCCUGACCUCCAGGUACGCUGAUAUGGAAUUUACCAACUCCAAGUCUUCAAAAGAACUGGACUACAUCCGGGAUGAAAGUAAUCGCCUACAGCAAGAGAACCAAAGGCUGCAGAAUGAGAUCCGCAAGCUUCGAUCUGAGAUUGACAUCACCAGCAAAGAAACUCGAAUUAUCACCGAGUCUGUUCCGAGGGCGGAUGGGAAGAACUUAGAGUUGAGGCUUGACUCUCUGCAGAAGGAGCUCACCGAGCUAAGAAGCAUUACACACCAGAAGGAAGAUGAGAUUGAGAGGCUUCAAAAGAACCUGGCAGCAGUGAGAAUAAAGAGGGAGCAGAGAGAGAGCCACCUCCGCAGGUCCAUUGUUGUCAUCGACCCAGAUACAGGCAAAGAGAUGCGACCAGAGGAGGCGUACAAGCUGGGGCUGAUCGACUGGAAAAUGUUUGUUAACCUGCAGAGCCAGGAGUGUGACUGGGAGGAGAUCACAGUCAAAGGUCCCACAGGAGAAUCUUCUGUGCUGCAUGACAGAAAAUCCGGAAAGAAGUUCUCCAUUGACGAUGCAUUGCGUCUCGGGCACAUCACACAGCGCAAUCUCCAGCAGUACUUAAACAAAGAGAUCUCCAUUCAGGAGUUUGGUGUAAUGGUGUCAGGCAAGAAGAUUUGAACACUGACGUCCAGAUUCUUCUUCAUUCUAAAAGGCAUAAUCUGUUUCAAGGUGCUUAAAAGUCUCAGUUCAUUGUUUUUCUUACUUGAAUACUGGUUUUCUUUUCUACCUUAUUCAUGGUUCCAAAGCUCAAUAUGUAUUUAUUUCCUUAUGCAUACAAACAUUUAGUUCUUUGAUAUUGGCUCAAAUAUAUGAAUUGAUUUUGCUAUAGUCACAGCCAACUACACAAUGCUCUAUGUUUUAUGAAAAGCUUGCUCAGAUUAUCUUGAAUCUUUCUUCAGAAGGUACUAGGGUUGACAGCAUAUUUAAAUUCAAUGGUGGACUAAAUAAUUAAUUGAUGUGUGGGAUUUCUGCAGGUUAAUUCAGUGUCAUCUUUAUGUUUCAAUAAAAGUCUAAUCAAAACGAGA
Messenger RNA from Menidia menidia (Atlantic silverside), 5829 nucleotides. Lineage: Eukaryota; Metazoa; Chordata; Actinopteri; Atheriniformes; Atherinopsidae. The record is from the annotation of a GenBank genome assembly.